Molecule: messenger RNA, 3170 nt
Organism: Paramuricea clavata
Lineage: Eukaryota; Metazoa; Cnidaria; Anthozoa; Malacalcyonacea; Plexauridae
Source: the annotation of a GenBank genome assembly
GUAAAAUUACUGUAUGUAAAAUCAUAAUAUAAACUAUUGUUUCGUGAUUUAUACAUAUAUUGUGCUACCUAUCAUAAUGUGUGCCUCGGUAGUUGAUUGUAAUCAUUUCAUUGAGACCAUUGAGGAGGUAACUGUAGAUUACCGUUCACGAAUUUUACAAUGUGGAGUAGAAACACUACUGUGUUCUAUCAAGCUAAAUAAUCCUAGCGCCAAAUUUACAAAUAGGCACAGUGAUAGUUCUCAAAUUAUACGUGAAGUUGAAGAUGAAUUUUGUGCAGACGAGUGGGUUAGGAACCUAAAACUACAAGAAGGUUCUUCUGGCAAUGUGCUUGAUAUAUUUUGUCUUGCAACACAACCAGGAAGGGCAACAGUGAAGCUAGAUCUAGGCAGGUGGUAUAAAUUUGUUGAUGAAUCAGAAUUUCCAAUAUCUGUUCCUUGUGUUAAAUGGAUACCAGAGUUCGAUGACUUGAAUGAGCAACCAGUGUUUCUAGAUGAUGACCAUUUCAAGUCGCGGUUUGAUUCAAUUUUUGCCACAAUCAUUUUCACCAAAUGAUGUGACUGUUUGUUAUUAUAAAAAACAUAUUGCUGAUGUUGAGGUAGAAAUAUUGCGUCCUGAUGUACAUUUGCAAGCCAGCGUUCCCUUGAAAAACCUCAGAAUUAGCGAAAAAGGUAAAGCACAGUUUAAAUUCACUGUUGAAAAAAUACCAAUGCUGUUAAACAUUAACUUCACUGUGUAUCAGAAAUUUAACCAGGAAUCAUGCAAAAUGAUAGGCAAUAAGUACCGGUAUCAAAAAGGAUUUCAAUGUGAAAACGUUUCAGCACAUGAUAUAGAAGGAGAAGACAUAUGCCAUCUUAAUAAUAUUGAAAGAGUUUGUUGUAUAGAAAAAGAUGGUAUACAUGCCGAGCCUAUUAAUUCUAAUGUUCGUGUUAUUUUACCUGAAUUGUGUGAUGUGGUAAAAGUUGAAAAAUGUCGGAAAAUACUCCUACACCUACUCAGAGCAAUGUACUAUCGUAACAAGGCUUCAGAAACUGACAAAGAACGAAUGAAAUGGAAAGAAAAAGCAAUGGAAACAUAUGCAUCUGACAAUUUAAAACAUGCAUCGUUCUGUAAACACAUCAAAACGAAGUAUGCGGAUCUUAUGCAACGGUACAAUGAUGAAGCGAGUGAAGAGAUUUUUGCUUUUUUCAAUGAAGAACGAGGAUUGAAUCAUGUUGAUCUUCAUGGUCUGUUAGCGGUGAAUGAAGAAACACUUGCCAGAGAUAAAGAACAGCUUUUAGAAGACAAUCCUGAAGAAAAAGUGAUAACUAUCAUAAACGAACGACGAGAACGAGGAGAUGAAGCAGUAAGAAAGCUAAAAGAAAAGAUUGAUGAAUUUAUGGAAAAGAUGGAUAAAGCACGAAGUGAAAAGAAGACAUGGCUUGAAGUUAUUGUCGGUGCUGGGCAUCAUUCCAUGGCAGGAAGGCAAAAAAUACGUCCAAAAGUUGAGACGUUCUUACAAGACGAAUACCCUGGUAAGAUUUCAGUUGUCAAUAAAGGUGCACUGGUGGUAACGUUUGAAGAAUAUCCAAAUGGUGGAAGGUGUUUUGGUCAUUAUUACUGCCAAACAUGCAAGAAGAGUUGGAGAAGUGGGAAAAGUUUUAAAAACAAGUGGCAGGGUUGUUUCAAGUGCUAUCGUAAGAGCGAAGUCAUUAAAGAAUGUUUACCAGUAAUGCAACAACCACUGCAGAAGAGUGAGCUGCGAGGAGGUGCAGGAGGUACAUAUCGCCAUUUAAAGCAACUUUGUCAAGUAUGUAAAGAAGGUGGUUCAUGUACCACGUAACUUUUAAACUUUAUCUACGUAAAUGAUCCAAUGAGCUGCAAGAGCGUUUAUUAAUUUUUCACAAACUAGACAUGUUUGAUGGGCAAGAAGUGUUCAUUGGAUUAGAGCGUUCACCUUCACAGAAAUAACAAGACAGCUAGGGCUCAAAAUAACGUUUCAUGAUACGCCUAUCACAGUGACCAUUAGUUUCCAUUUUUGACCGGUCAAAUGCAAUUUCUGACUGGCCAAUUCCGCUUUAGCUUCGAGGAAGCAUUCUUGGCGAAAUCCUUUUAGCAAGAUUCAAACGCGAAAUGUUUAAUAUACCAGGGAAACCCUUACAAAUUGACAUAAUACCUAACGGGUCCGCAAUACGCCAAUCUCGUUCCCCGAGCCUACGAUCCUUGGGAAGGAAGCGAAGGCUCUGGGAUAAUCCGUUUCAGGGAGGAAUCUGAUUGGCCGUUGAUAUGGAAUGCGCAGUUCGGUCUUAGCCAGGAUUCCUGGCUUCCGGCAACGAGUUAUCCCAGAGCCUCACGUUACUUCCCGAGGAUCGCAGGCUCGGGGAACGAGAUUGACAAUACGCCAGAAACCAAUCUCGUUCCCAGAGCCAAAAUUUGACAAGUAACUCGGACCAACGUGGAAAAUUUAGCCUGCCGUUAUUUUGAGCCCUGACAACUGACAAGAGUAAUGAGAAAGAUUCAAACAUUAACCGUAAAACGAAGCCAAUAGGACAUUUCGGGAAGGACACUGAGACUAAACUGUGAGUGCAGGUAACCAUUCGAGCAAAUGCUGUGGACAUUUUUAACAGUCUACCUUUAGAAAUGAAAUAUUUUGAAAGUGUAAUUUCUCUGCGGUGUCAGUAAAAUCAGGCCUUAAAAUAUCGAUCGGUCACGGACAUUGUCUGACCCAUUCGUGAAAUUGUCCGACGUAUAAGAGAGGAAGAUAUAUAUUCAUUUGUGUCAUUCAGACUUAUUUCCGAGUCAAAACUGAACUAAAGGUCAUCGGACAUCAUAAUACAUAUGUCCGACCCAAAAUCAACGUCAUCAGACAUUUUGUCAGACGGCCCUGUAAAAUAUAUUUUAAGGCCUGUAAAAUUAAACGCCAGUAUAUUCUCGUUGGUUAUUUACUGCCUUAGUAGCAUUUUAGCUGUUUACUGACUACAAAUAUAUCCCAUUGACACCCUCUAUUCUAUACCCUGAGCCUACUGGAUUCAUUCAUUUCAUUAAGCACUCUCGUUCCUGGUUUAUCUUGAAUUCAUUAUAGGCUUAUAGCAACUCUAUAUAUUUACUAAUCAAUUGAACAAUAGAGUCAUUGACAGGUAAUAUAUCAGCCAUCUAUGAAAUACUCGUACAUGAUUGGCCGACUGGAUACAAC